AUGACACUGUUCUAUACAGCGACCGCGCCACAAAAGCAACUGUCUAUAUGGAAGUUGCAACCAAGUCGGUAUUUUACGCAGCUAGGCCGGAGCGGAUGGCAGCUGGCACUUCGUUUUGGGAAGCGUACGACAAUUCAUGGAUUAGAUCGACUACUGGCCACGGGCGCCACUCGUUGGGAGCGUUUUAUUUGGCUGUGCACAUUCAUAAGUGCUUUUCUGGGUGCAGUUUAUGUGUGCUUGAUACUCUCAAAGCGCUACAACGAGGGCCACUUUCAAACAGUGGUGGACAGCACUCGCUAUCCCGUUUAUCGAAUACCCUUUCCCGUUAUCACCAUUUGCAAUCGGAACAGCUUGAACUGGCAACGUUUGCCGGAAGCCAAGCGGAUCUUUAUGAACAAGACUACCGAUCCAGCUGAGCUCGCUUUGUUCGAGCAGAUUCUGAGUAGCUACGAUAGCAUUUUUUUCGGCGGUUUUGAGGCCUUUGCGAGACUGCGGAAUCAGCCACUGCAGCAGAUGAGUCAUAUCAACUUUAGUUUAGUCGUCGACUUUAUGACUUGGCGAUGCGAUGAGCUCUUGACAAACUGCGUUUGGCGACACACCAAUUACAAUUGUUGCGAAAUAUUCUCCAAAAGACGCAGCAAGCACGGACUCUGCUGGGCCUUUAAUUCGCUUGAGACGGCUGAGGGGAAACGUAUGCAACUAUUGGAUCCAAUGUGGCCUUGGCAUACAGGGAGUGCAGGACCUAUGAGCGCGCUGACUAUUCGAGUAUUGAUACAUCCAGAGAAACAUUGGCCGGGCAGGAAGAAUGAGAAGGGCAUAAGCGUUAUGGUAACUGAGCCAAACGUGUGGCAUAAGAAUCCAUUUCUAAUACCCGCAUACACUCAAACAAUGUUGGAGUUGGAACCAAUUAUUUAUUUUUAUGACAAUGAUACGCGAGGCGUAAGUUCCGACCAGCGAGAGUGUGUCUUCGAAAACGAGCGACACAGUCGCGAUUUCAAAUCAUUGGAGGGAUACAUCUAUAUGAUUGAAAAUUGUCAAUCCGAGUGCCAUCAAGAAUACUUAGUGCGUUACUGUAAUUGCACGAUGGAUUUGUUCUUUCCGCCGGGCAAAUAUCGCUCAUGCCGCGCCCAGGAUUUGCCCUGCCUAGGCGAACAUAACAACAUCUUUCGCUACUCCCAUCAACCUGGCGAGGAACGGUUUGUGCACAGCUACCACGAUGGCAUGGUUUGCAAGUGCUUUCGCAACUGCUAUUCACUGAACUACAUCUGCGACGUGCGACCCUCCUUUCUACCGCCGGAGGUAUACGGUAAUGUGUCAUAUGUUGAUGUGGAUGCCCAUUACCGCUUCGAGACACUUAUGGUCUAUCGUACCAGUUUGGUGAUUGGUUGGGUCGAUUUGAUCGUUAGCUUUGGCGGAAUCGCCGGCCUUUUUCUAGGCUGUUCGCUCAUUAGCGGCAUGGAACUCGCUUACUUUCUGUGCAUCGAAGUGCCGGCAUUUGCUUUGCAGGGUCUACGACUGAAGUGGCGCGCUAGACGCGUGAACAAUCAAGCAACAAUGUCCCCUUCAAUACCCACACUAAAUAUACAGAGCGACCUGUCUACUCAACUGGAGCAAUACAUCAUGCAAAGGCACACCAAGAAGUUAGGCAAGUCACAACGUCAAAACCUGGCCCAAAAAUUUCACAUUGGCAAAUGA
Molecule: messenger RNA, 1695 nt
Organism: Scaptodrosophila lebanonensis
Lineage: Eukaryota; Metazoa; Arthropoda; Insecta; Diptera; Drosophilidae
Product: pickpocket protein 19
Exons: 5
Coding region: 1-1695 (564 amino acids)
Biological process (GO): sodium ion transmembrane transport
Cellular component (GO): membrane
Molecular function (GO): ligand-gated sodium channel activity
Source: RefSeq, a predicted model, not a curated record